AUGACGAUUGGGGAAAGACUCGAUGACUUCAGGGAAAGAACUGAUGACUCCUGUGAAAGAGCAGAGUACGUAACUGCCUCAGUAAGGCUCCUCGUACAGACAAAUCACACUACGUCAACUAAAAGAGAAUGCCCCAAGACCUCCGAUCAGGUGGGGAGGAUCAAAGGUCAACCCGGAUUUAACGAUGAAGGAUCUUUGAGAGAAUUUGACAAUAGUACUUGUCAGUGGUGUAAGCGAAUGUUCAAACAGAUCAACAAACAUCUCUGGAGAUGCAAAAUGAGACCGGCGGAGCUCGAACCCGAACCUUUGGUGAGGAUAGAUGAUAUCCGUAAUACUAUGUCGGAGCAGGAACCUAGCCAGGAACACAACCACAGAGCUACAAAGGAACCUGCCUGCUCAGACUUGCGUUUUCAGUUCAUAGAUCAUGAACCGCCCAACAUCGAGAUUGAGGUUACAAAGAAGCUUAAAUUACCACAAGCAGCAGAGAGAGGAAUAUGGAAAGGAAUAGAUGAAGAUUUGGUUAUGCUGUGUCACGAGAUCGUAGAGAAGGAUGAGGCGAUCAGGCUUCAAAAGACUGAAGGGAGAAUCUACAGCUACCUGGAAUAUAGAUUUGGGGAAGAGAAGAAGAUAUUCGAACAGAAACAGCAGAGAGAGGACAGGGAGACUAAGGCGAUUAGGGUUUCUAAGAGAAUAGCAAAGAAAGAUAUGAGGUCGGCAAAGAGGAGUAAGGACACUAACGCAACAGCCACAGCGAAAAGAGAGUACCUCCGGCUGGUGCGGCUCCACAACAAAAGUCGACGCAAUGAGCUCAAGAAGAAGAGGGGCAAGCAGGAGAAGAAAGAGCAGGAUAAGUUUAAGAAGAACCCGUAUGACUACAGCAAGAAGCUACUUAACGGUAAGCAGAACAACGCUCCGCCAAGCUUCUCUAAGGAAGAAGCAGACAGGUUCUUCAAGAAGGAGUAUAAGGACACGGACAGAGGUGCAAUCUACACUAAGUUGGAAGGCCUUCCUGAGGCCAAGCCCCCAGUAGUUAAGUUCGAGCUGACAAAGCUGGACAAGGAAGAUUUCGAUGCAAAGCUGAAGAGCAGGCGUAAUAAGUCAUCCCCUGGUCCAAACGGUGUACCAUAUGUGGUGUAUAAGAGAUGCCCGAGAACCGCACACAUGAUCUUCCAAACCCUAUCUACCCUGUGGGACAAGAAGAUAGUGCCACUACAAUGGCGAUUUGGUGAAGCAGUCCUUAUCCCAAAGACUGAGGAUCUGUCAGACCCAAGCAAGUUCAGGAAUAUUACAAAGACGAACACCAGCGGCAAGUUGAACAUGGGAAUUCUAGCAGACAAGAUGCUGGAUUAUAUGGUGUCUAAUAAGUACAUAGACAAGUCAGUUCAGAAGGGCUUUCUGAAGAAGACUCCUGGUUGUCUUGAACACACCCAAGUGCUUAUGGAAGAACUAAAAGACGCCAAAUCUACUAGACGUCAGAUAUUCGUUGUCUGGGUGGAUUUAAUGAAUGCAUAUGGCAGAGUCCCACACAACUUGAUCCUCUAUGCCCUCCGGCAUUACAAAUUCCCUGAAUGGCUCAUAGAUUACAUGUUUAAGUACUAUGAUGAACUGAUUGUAAGGGUGGUAACCAAAGACUGGAAGUCAAAUUGGUUCUACUACAUGUUAGGCCUCUUUCAAGGAGACCCUCUUUCAGUAGUGUUGUUCCUGAUUGUAUUCAACUUACUGUUAGAUCUUCUACAAGAUCAAAAAGAACUGGGUUAUAAGCCCUCCUUUAGCUCGCAACCUACAUCGUAUCGGGCUUUUGCAGAUGACCUAACACUUAUGUCCUCCAGACUAGAGAAGGUAAAGAAGCAGAUAGAGUUGAUGGAGCAGUUUUUGGAUUGGAGUAGGAAAAUGAAGGCCAAGCCUAGCAAGUGUGUCUCCCUGGGAAUGAAGGUGAUAGAUGGUACGUACCAGGCUUAUGACCCAGAGAUAUUGAUUGACGGCCAGAUAAUCAGCUAUGUAGGAAACAACCCGAUUAAGUUCCUGGGCCACUGGAUCUAUGUCGAUCUAGGGUUAAAUGACACUAAACAACGGAUUGAAGACAAACUAAAAACUCUGUUUCAGACAGUGGAUGAGUGUGGUCUCAACGGUGUCAUGAAGUGUUGGAUCUACAAUAACAUGCUGACUAGCAAGAUGUCCUGGGAUCUGAUGAUUUACAACCUUCCUGUAAGUUUUGUGUACGAACUGGAUGCUAUCUGCACCAGAUUCUUGAAGAAGUGGUUGGGUGUUACUAGAUCAAUUACUGUGACAGUCCUGUACAGGAGCAAGGAUUACUUCGGGCUAAACUUGAAGAAGCUGAGUGACUUAUACAAGUCUCUUCAGGUAUCAAAGGGACACGCCCUGAAGAACAGUGAUGACACCAAAGUUGUAGAAGCCUAUAAUAACAAGAGAGAGAAACAGGAGAACAGCCCGAGAUGGUCUUAUACAACGGAGCUGACGGCAAGAGAGCGAGAUCUUUACUUCCAGGAGUUGGUUGGAGUAGUGACUAAAGAUCGAGUAGGACUCGGAUGCAAACCAAAGUUGACUGAGAGGCAGAAGCUAAGGCAACUGGUAGAAUCGGUGUCAGAGAACGACAUGCUAGUCACCCUGGUAAACAAGGGAGUACAGGGCAAGUUCUUGACAUGGGAGAACACGAUGCAGUUAGACUUAGGAUGGAACAGCCUUAUCUACAACUACAAGAUGAGCCCGGCUCUCCUUAAAUUCCACCUAAACUCGACACACGACGUGGCUAAUACCCCUGCAAACAUGAAAUUGUGGAACUACUCGAGUACAGGAAAUUGUGCACUUUGUGGAUGGAAGACGUGCAACAUCAAGCAUAUCCUAGCCGUCUGCAGUGUAGCAAGAAACUCCAAAAGGUACAACUGGAGACAUGACAACGUCCUACGUGUUAUAGCCGGAGCCUUGCUUGACCAACUCAAGAUGUACAAUUCCUCAGGUUCCACGACCUCCGACAAAGAAUGGAUACGGUUCAAGUCGAAGGAUGGGAAGUAUGAACACCCAAAGCCAAAGUUGAGGAAGGAGAGGCCCUUUGAGAGAGCGAAAGACUGGAAGCUGAUAUGGGACGAGGAUACACUACCUGCCCAGUUCCCACAGCACAUCUACAACACAGCGGAGAGACCCGACAUUGUAGUAUGGUCGGAUAGUUUGAGAGAAGUAGUUCUGAUUGAACUGACUUGUGGUGACGAGAGUAACUUCAGUGACCAAGUAGCACGUAAAGAAGCACGCUACAACAGAGAGCUGAUUCCUGGCAUCGACGGGUGCGGUUGGAAAGCUCUGCUCUUUACGGUAGAGAUUGGGUGUAGGGGCUUCUGGCACCAUACUGUACCAGCUCUAUUUAACUACUUUGGAUUGGCGAAGAGGACGAAGAAUAAAGCCCUGAAUGAGGCUGCUUUGGUCGCUCUUCGAUGUUCCUAUACAAUCUGGUUAGCCCGCGACAACAAGAAAUGGUCUACCUGCUACGACAUCGCAAGGAGGCCAGAAGUCAUAAACUGUGAAAGCUGA
Bolinopsis microptera is the source of this 3540-nucleotide messenger RNA. RefSeq lists its product as uncharacterized. Lineage: Eukaryota; Metazoa; Ctenophora; Tentaculata; Lobata; Bolinopsidae. Bases 1 to 3540 code for a protein of 1179 amino acids. The transcript has a single exon. The record is from RefSeq and is a predicted model, not a curated record.